AUGAAAGUAAAAUCGAUUAUGGACGAGGAUCCGUCCUCGGAUGUCAGCCACCUUUUUCCUUUAAAGGUGGAAACACCAAAUGACCGGUCUGUGGAAGUUAAAAAGAUGGAAGCAGAGGUCAAGAGACUCUGGAAAGAAGUUGGCGAUCUAAUUGAGGAGUAUGUUCUCAUUUCAGUGGAACUUCUGACAAAAUGCCAGGACCCAGAAGCGUACAACAAGGCCACAAUUGAAAAAGACUCCCACGAAGAGUUCCUCAUGGAGUCGGUCUCUGAAGCCUUAGUUGCAUGCAUCCGCAUGGGCCAGUAUGCUGGAUAUCAGAACGGGCAACAAAAGGCCAAAAACAGUCAAGGAUUGGCUGACAACAAGUGGAUCUAUUCAUUUGUGCAGGAAGGAUCUGAUAAGUGGAUGCAGGUAUUGUCACCAAAGAAGCGUGAUUGCCCUGCAAUGUGUUCUAUUUCCAAGCGCCAAAAAAUGGAUUAG
Cylindrotheca closterium is the source of this 480-nucleotide messenger RNA. Lineage: Eukaryota; Bacillariophyta; Bacillariophyceae; Bacillariales; Bacillariaceae. The record is from the annotation of a GenBank genome assembly.